Messenger RNA from Phytomonas sp. EM1, 1440 nucleotides. The record is from the annotation of a GenBank genome assembly. NCBI's taxonomy places the organism in Eukaryota, Euglenozoa, Kinetoplastea, Trypanosomatida, Trypanosomatidae.
AUGAAGAUCUUGGUUCCAUUUUCUUUUUCUACUUACUUUGGUUCGUUCAACUCUUUGCUUCCCGAAAUUAGUGUUUCAUCCGUGCGUUUGCACAUUUGCGCAUUAGGCUGUCCAACUGAAAGGAAAAAAACACGUAACAAAGCAAAAGUUAAUAGAAAUAAGAAAGGAGGGUUCAUGUCCUUCAAUGACACAUCAGACUUGAACAGGUCAAGGUUGGCGGUCACAGUGCCUAAUUUAUCCUCCCUUGAUAUGCGCGAGUCUGUCGCUCUCAUCAACCAAAUCACAAACCUUCUGGCUGAUGUUGCGGCUAAUCCCCCGCUGCCAGGGGUGCCAACCACAGAGAUCGAGAGUCAGAUGGUGAUGUUACAAUCGGUUCUCGAUCCCAUCAAGGAGCACGUCGCGGCGAUGCGAAUGGCCCGAAAAUUAAAAGAACAACAACAUCUCGAAAAGGUUUAUCGGCAACGUGUGGAAACAGCGGAGAAAACUAAAAAGAAAAACGAGGAAACGGAAAAGUAUACGACGGAGCAACAGCAGCGCAUAAAAGACACAAAAUCCUUCUAUUACCAAAGUCUAAACAAAGGAGUUGCUGAGAAAGCAUCUCAAUGCAGGGCGCGAAAUGAAGAUGCCCUACUCAGUAUCAUCAACAAGGGGGAAGAAACUGAAAGGAGCCGAUCUCGCAGGCUGGAGAAACUCAGGCGUGAUCGUGCGAUGAAGCAGCUCGAGCUGCGAAGACGGCGAUUGGAAAACAUGGAACGCGCCAGGUCUGUCUACUCCCGUUGCCACAUUCAGAGAACCAUGGAACACUUGGCGAGCCAGCAAGCGGCUGAAAUGCGCGCGAAGGAAGUUGAGGCAAAGCUAGAUUCUGUGCGAAAGUCUCGGAUUUCAACCGUAGCGGCGAGGUGUUAUAGCAGAUGUGACGCAAAGGCCUCAAUCGAUGAGGAAAGUGCUAGAUCUCUACCGAACCUCAAAAAUUAUGAGGAACUCCUAGAGAAGUUGGAGGCCAAACAUCGCCAGCAGCAAGAGCGGUGUGCGGAACAGAAGGCAGCUCACCUAGAAUAUCAGAGAAUGCGUGCGAACUAUGCUGCCAAUAGACACCUUCGGCAAAAGACUAACGCUUUGCGCCUCAUUGAAGAGAACAUAGCUAGAAAUGAAGCGAUCAUGGAAAGAUUCAAUCAGAAAAUGCAAAGAAUCAAACAACUUAAGGAGGCUCAGAUUUCGGAAUGCAAAGAAUCGCGUAAAAACUUAAUCCACGAUAUCGAAGUGCAUAAAUCUCGUGCAGAUCAGAUUCAGGCGCAACGGGAGAUCGAUAUUCUGUACAAGAAUUACCGACGCUGGAAUCAUCGUGGGGCUUGUAUGAUAGAAAAAGUCCGCCGAGCGCUUUACGCAGACGGAAGCGAGUCAGAUUCAAGAAUUUUUGGGAGUGCGGCAGGUCGCGAUUGA